Messenger RNA from Dermochelys coriacea (leatherback sea turtle), 3210 nucleotides. RefSeq names its product ETS transcription factor ERG (gene ERG). Gene Ontology annotation, biological process: regulation of transcription by RNA polymerase II; cell differentiation. Gene Ontology annotation, molecular function: protein binding; DNA-binding transcription factor activity, RNA polymerase II-specific; sequence-specific DNA binding. The transcript has 10 exons. The record is from RefSeq and is a predicted model, not a curated record. The coding region runs from base 440 to 1819 and encodes 459 amino acids. Lineage: Eukaryota; Metazoa; Chordata; Testudines; Dermochelyidae. Gene Ontology annotation, cellular component: nucleus.
UCUCGCCUCCAGCCCCGUCUGGCCAGUCUUCGGGUUUCCUUCCUCUCCCUCCCUCCUUUCUGAGCAGCCGGCUCCCCGGGCCCGCUCUUUCUAGCCCGUCAGGGCUCCCUCAGCCCCCCGCCCACCCGCGGCCGCGUGCCCGGAGCGCCCGGGCCGGUGCCCCCGCGCGGAGGGAGCCGGGGAGAGCCUGGGCCGUGGCCCUGCCCCAUGAUUGGAGCAGGAGAGAGGCUCGCCGAGCCCGGGGCCCGCGCUCUGGGCCGAGCCCAUUCCGAGUGAAGUGAGUCAGUGCAGCCUGCGGCUCCCCCGUGCACUCCCUCACUCACACGCUGGCGGCGGCGGCGGCCGCUGGCUCCCCGCUCAGCCCCGCUCUCGCCCCGUGCCCGGCCUCUCCCGCUGCCCUGGGGUUUGAACUGGUAAACACAUUGGUCUCUUAAAGGACAUGAUUCAGACUGUCCCAGAUCCAGCAGCUCAUAUCCAGGAAGCAUUAUCAGUAGUGAGCGAAGACCAGUCCUUGUUUGAGUGUGCCUACGGAACACCACACCUUACUAAGACAGAGAUGACUGCCUCCUCUUCCAGCGAAUAUGGGCAGACAUCAAAGAUGAGUCCGCGUGUCCCCCAGCAAGACUGGUUAUCACAACCACCAGCUAGAGUCACCAUCAAGAUGGAAUGUAACCCAAAUCAGAUUAAUGGGUCAAGGAAUUCCCCUGAUGACUGCAGUGUGGCAAAAGGAGGGAAGAUGGUCAGUAGCUCAGACAAUGUCGGCAUGAACUAUGGAAGCUAUAUGGAAGAGAAACAUGUUCCACCACCAAACAUGACAACUAAUGAACGAAGAGUGAUUGUUCCAGCAGAUCCUAUGUUAUGGAGUACAGACCAUGUACGUCAGUGGUUGGAAUGGGCCGUGAAGGAAUAUGGUCUUCCAGAUGUUGACAUCUUGUUGUUCCAGAACAUUGAUGGGAAGGAAUUGUGUAAAAUGACCAAAGAUGACUUCCAGAGACUCACCCCAAGCUAUAAUGCAGAUAUCCUCCUAUCACACCUACACUACCUCAGAGAGAGAGGUGCAGCUUUUAUUUUCCCAAAUACUUCAGUUUAUCCAGAAGCGACACAAAGAAUUACAACCAGGCCAGAUUUAUCAUAUGAACAAGCCAGAAGGUCAGCAUGGACAAGUCAUAGUCACCCUGCUCCUCAAUCAAAAGUUACCCAACCAUCAUCAUCAACAGUGCCCAAAACAGAAGACCAGCGACCUCAGUUAGAUCCCUAUCAGAUUCUUGGACCAACGAGCAGCCGUCUUGCAAAUCCAGGGAGUGGACAGAUACAACUGUGGCAGUUUCUGCUGGAACUCCUGUCUGAUAGCUCCAAUUCCAACUGCAUUACCUGGGAGGGCACCAAUGGAGAGUUCAAGAUGACUGACCCUGAUGAAGUAGCCCGGCGCUGGGGAGAAAGGAAAAGCAAACCCAACAUGAACUAUGACAAACUCAGUCGUGCACUCCGUUAUUACUAUGACAAAAAUAUUAUGACUAAAGUCCAUGGUAAGCGUUAUGCCUACAAGUUUGACUUCCAUGGAAUAGCUCAGGCCCUCCAGCCUCAUCCUCCAGAGUCAUCCAUGUAUAAGUAUCCAACAGACCUACCCUACAUGAGCCCCUACCAUGCACACCCUCAGAAGAUGAACUUUGUAGCUCCCCAUCCUCCUGCUUUACCUGUAACUUCCUCCAGCUUUUUUGCUGCCCCUACUACAUACUGGAAUUCACCAACUGGAAGUAUCUACCCUAAUACUAGGCUUCCAGCCACCCAUAUGCCUUCUCACCUUGGCACCUACUACUAAGUGGGAAAAAAAUAAGAGACACUUCUCCAUGGAAUAUAGUACCCAAUUAAUUAUAAUGAACUUUAUUGGAGAACAUGAAUUAAAAAUGCCUAAAAGUGACAUGAAAAAGUUUGACUGGGGGAAAAUGUCAAAAAGACUCUUUGUAGUAGGGAAAGUAUUCAAGAAGUAUAAAGAUGCUAAAAUGUAAUGUAUAUGGGCAUCGAAUCUGUGGACCAAACAACAAAAGACUGUUGUAGGUAAAAGCAUGAAAUGAUAAGGACAACCUACAAAAGAAAGUGGUCUUAAAAAUUUGAUAAGCUUCUGUGUAAAGUUUGAUAUCUUGCUAAUGCAAAGUGGGACUAUACUACAGCAAUAUAAGGAUCAUUCUAUAGUGACCUAACAUACAGUAUAUACAUUCAUUAAAAACAAAAAACAAAACAAAAAAAAAACCCAAACCAAAAAAACCACCUGUAUUUAAAAAAUGGAAACAUAUCAAAAAGACUGGUUGAGUAUGGAAGCUGAUUUGGAAUACAACAGCGUUGUUUUUGGUUAAACUCAAAAGGCAUUCCAUUCAUUGUAAAGAUAUCAGCUAUUUCAAACUGUGAAGACAACCCAAGCUUUAAGAUUUCUUGACAAUACUACAAUACCCUGAGCUACACAUUGGAAUUGAGAAUGUGCUGAAAGGCAAGAGUAUAAUCGUAGAUCAAGGGCCUGCAUCUGAUACAGGAAGUAGAAAGGAAGAAGAGGAGGAUGAAGAUAAGAAUGGGAGAAAAGAAACUUCUUUACCAGUAGAUAAAGAAGAGACUGAAAACUUGGUAGUGUUGGGACUAUAAAGAAUUAUUUGUUUGGACUUGAGAAAUAUUUUGAUCAGUAUUAUACCAUUCCCAGUAUUAUAGAAGGAAUAGACUUGAUUUUUUUUUUAAGUGGAGAAAGGGAAAAGCAGUAGAAUUCAGAAAUCAGAAUAUGCAUCUCUUUAAAAAAGGGAAAACUGGAAUUGUCUGAUAUUUAAAAGUAACAUUUAGGACCUCAUCAUUAUUAAGGGAGCUUGUUUUCUACUGGUUUAAGGUAAGAGACAACCCCCGACUGCCAAAAUCAGAUAUCAUGUAAGUAUUUUUGUUAGGCGGGCGCCAGUUUUUCUUUUUCGAGUCGCGAACGCUGUGCGUUUGUCAGAAUGAAGUAUACAAGUCAAUGUUAUUUUUUUCCUUUUUAUAUAAUAAUUAUAUAACUUAUGCAUUUAUACACUACGAGUUGAUCUCGGCCAACCAAAGACACAAAAAAGGGACAAUCAAAAAUAUUGUGGCCUUGAAUUUUAACUCUGUAUGCUUAAUGUUUACAUUAUGAACUUAUUAGUACUUAGAAUGCAGAAUGUAUGUAAUAAAAUAAGCUUGGCCUAGCAUGGCAAUUCAGAUUUA